Salarias fasciatus (jewelled blenny) is the source of this 4500-nucleotide messenger RNA. It is a transcript of the gene adcy9b, whose product is annotated as adenylate cyclase 9. Lineage: Eukaryota; Metazoa; Chordata; Actinopteri; Blenniiformes; Blenniidae. The record is from RefSeq and is a predicted model, not a curated record. Gene Ontology annotation, biological process: cyclic nucleotide biosynthetic process; adenylate cyclase-activating G protein-coupled receptor signaling pathway; intracellular signal transduction. Gene Ontology annotation, molecular function: adenylate cyclase activity. Gene Ontology annotation, cellular component: plasma membrane.
UCACUUAAAGAAAAUAUCAGACCAGUUGGCAUACUGUGGCCACAUACUUUGCCUUACUCCCUCAUCUACAUUUUCUCCUGAAUAACUGUGCCUUCUGCCGAACUUUUGAUCUACGACGGACUGGAAGACAGCAUGGCAUCGCCACAGCAUCAGCAACUGCUGCCUCACAACACAGAAGUGAGCUGUGACUCAAGUGGAGAUGGAGGCGUCUCUGUUAGAAUUGGCAGCAGUGCCAAACACAAACAUGGAGGCGGGCCGCUCGGUUCAAUCGGGGGAGGCUUCAUUGGGGGAGCCAAGCACUGCAAGUACAGCAUUUCCUCGAGCUGUAGCUCUGGAGAGUCUGGAGGGAGGAGGCCGGUCGUCAAAAGUUUCCGUGCCCAGCGGAGGAUGCCUCAGCUUUUUGAGCGGUCCGCAGGUCAUUUCUGGGAUCCAAAGUUCGACUCCUCUAUUUUGGAAGAGGCCUGCAGAGAACGGUGUUUCCCUCAGACUCAGCGCCGCUUCCGCUAUGUGCUCUUUUACCUGCUAGCCGCCGGUUUCCUUUGGGGAUUGUAUUUCGCCAUCAACCCCUCCUGCUGUGACAGGGCUGUUUUCCUCCUUCCCACUGCUUCCUUCCUCCUUUUUUGUCUCCUUCUCUUCCUCUUGACUUUUACCAAGCUGUACUCUCGCUGCUACAACCAAGCAUCUCUGCUGCUCAUCUUUGUGACCUUCAUCCUGACUCUGGCUCCCCAAAUCCAGACAUCCGUCUUCACAGAACAGGAAUCUCCCACGCCUGCGCUUGACGUGGAGGAGUUCAGUGGCAUUGGGCCGACGUACAACCUGUCAUAUGACAAGCUGGUGGACGAACGCACCUGCGCCCCUUGUCUUUCACCUGUAGGCAGUUUCUCCCUCUGUAUUGAAGUUCUUCUUUUGCUCUACAGUGUUCUACAUAUCCGUCUCUAUGCCUCUGUCCUGCUUGGGUUUCUCUAUUCUGUCUUUUUUGAGAGUUUGGGCUGGCUGCACCUGACCCACGUUGGGCAGAGCUGGAGCUUCGCCUCGCCGUUAGACUGGGAAACACUGAGCUGGUUCGGUCCAGCCAAAGCCUUGCUCCACCUCUGUGCUCAUGCCAUCGGCAUCCACCUGUUCAUCAUGUCCGAGGUGCGGUCGCGCAGCACUUUCCUCAAGGUGGGACAAGCUAUCAUGCACGGAAAGGAUCUGGAGGUGGAGAAAGCCUUGAAAGAGCGGAUGAUCCACUCCGUUAUGCCCAGAAUUGUGGCUGACGAGCUGAUGAAGCAGGGCGACGAGGACAUAGGAGAUAACUCAGUGAAGCGGUACUCCACCAGUGGUGCGGCCGCCGCCAUCUCCAGCCCGAAAAACAACAAGCGCAAGAAAACCUCCAUCCCCCGAGGCCAGAUCAUCUUCAGACCGUUCAACAUGAAACGGAUGGAGCCCGUCAGCAUCCUCUUCGCAGACAUCGUGGGUUUCACCAAAAUGUCUGCCAACAAAUCUGCUCAUGCGCUUGUUGGACUUUUAAAUGAUUUGUUUGGACGUUUCGAUAGACUUUGUGAGAUCACUGGCUGCGAAAAGAUCAGCACUCUGGGAGACUGUUACUAUUGUGUAGCCGGUUGUCCCGAGCCAAGAGCUGAUCAUGCCUAUUGCUGCGUGGAAAUGGGCCUGGGCAUGAUUCAGGCGAUUGAACAGUUCUGCCAGGAGAAGAGAGAAAUGGUGAACAUGAGGGUGGGCGUCCACACGGGCACUGUGCUGUGUGGGAUCCUGGGCAUGAAGCGCUUCAAGUUUGACGUUUGGUCCAAUGACGUCAAUCUGGCAAAUCUGAUGGAGCAACUGGGCGUGGCGGGAAAAGUCCACCUUUCGCAGGCCACGGCCGACUUCCUGGAUGACCGGUACCAGCACGAAGACGGACAGGUCAUUGAGAGAAUCGGACAGAGCGUUGUGGCUGAGCAGCUCAAAGGCCUGAAGACUUACCUGAUCUCUGGCAGGAAGAUGGAGCCUCAUUCUCACUGCGGCUGCUCCCAGAUGGGGCUGGCCGGGCCGGAGCAGGCCGCCCCGGUGUCCGCCGGCCCGCAAAGAGCCAAGUCGCCCUGUCUGUCCUGCAGCGUGGCCCUCAUAGCAGCGGAGGAUCAGGUGGUGGAGGAAGGUGUGGUUCACAAUGGCUGCCAUGAUGACCACAAGACCAGCAUAAACAAGGAGUGCUCCAACCUCAAGUGUUCUCCAGCGGUGUCUGCAGGGCGCGGCGCCAGGGCCCUGAACGGCCUGCUCAGCCCCAGGCUCGAGGCCCUGACUAACAGCCAGACGUCGCUGUGCGAGAUGCUGCAGGAGAAGGAGAAGAAGACCUGGAGCGGGGGAGCCAUGGGCAUGGACCACUCGGUGCUCAUCCCGCUCCGGUCCAAGAACUUCAGGGAGAGGAGCGACGCGCACUUUGUUGAUGUUAUCAAAGAGGACAGUCUUAUGAAGGACUACUUCUACAAGCCUCCCAUAAACAAACUGAGCCUCACCUUCCUGGAGAGGAGCCUGGAGUCUGCUUACCGGAUAAGCUACCAGGAGGAGGUGGAGACUCAAGCAGCGGUGCAGACGUUUGCCAGUCCGACAUUCAGCUCUUUCCUGGACAUGCUGCUCUGCUGCUCAGUGUUUCUGGCUCUCUCCGUGGCUUGUUUUCUUCAGCCGCUUGUUACUCAGCAGAGUCUGUCCACACCGGCGCUCGUCCUGACAGCUGUAGCCGCCCUGUUCGAGGCUGUGGCUCUGCUGUUUGCCGUACGCAUGGCGUUCUAUCUGGACAGCGCGCUGAGCUGCACACGGCUGCUGAUGACGGGCGUCUCAGGCUGGGUGGUGCGUCACAUCAUCGGAGCCUUCCUCAUCUCCCUCCCCGUUGUCGCAGUCUUCUGCCAUGUCACCUGUGACAGGCAUCUCUCCAUUCAGUUCACUAUGUUCAUCUGCUGUGCUGUCAUCAUUGCGAUCAUUCAGUACUGUAACUUCUGCCAGCUCAGCUACUGGAUACGCUCCACGCUUGCAACACUGGUGGGGAUGGUGCUGCUCACCUUGCUCUUCAGCUCCCCCUGCAGUGUUGCUAAGAGUUUUCUUUUCUGGUCCGAUGGCCACAAGAACACGAGUAACACCUCCAUCCUCGCGUCGGACGACUUUGUGGAGUCAGAACCGCAGAAGCCGCAGCCGCAGGACCCGCUGGGCCCCGAAGCCUGCGUGGCCUUUUUCCUCCUCCUCCUGCUGGUCUGGUUCCUUAACCGUGAGUUUGAGGUCAGUUAUCGCCUUCAUUACCACGGCAACGUGGAAGCCGAUCAGCACCGCAUCAAGAUUCAGAACAUGAGGGACCAGGCCGACUGGCUCCUCCGCAACAUCAUUCCCAUUCACGUGGCGGAGCAGCUCAAGGUCACCCAGAGCUACUCCAAAAAUCACGACAACGUGGGCGUGAUCUUCGCCAGCAUCGUCAACUUCAGCGAGUUCUACGAGGAGAGCUACGAGGGAGGCAAGGAGUGUUACCGUGUCCUCAAUGAGCUGAUUGGAGACUUUGACGAGCUUUUGCGGAAGCCCGUCUUCGGAAAUAUCGAGAAGAUCAAGACUAUCGGCGCCACAUACAUGGCGGCGGCGGGACUCAACGCUCAGCAGUGUGCGGACGCGGCGCACCCCCACGCCCACCUCCGCGCCCUUUUCGAAUUUGCACUGGAAAUGAUGCACGUCGUGGACGACUUCAACAAGAACAUGCUCGGUUUCGGCUUUAAGCUCCGCAUCGGGUUCAACCACGGGCCCCUGACGGCGGGCGUGAUCGGCACCACCAAGCUCCUCUACGACAUCUGGGGCGACACGGUCAACAUCGCCAGUCGCAUGGACACGACCGGCGUGGAGUGCCGCGUGCAGGUCAGCGAGGAGAGCUACUGCGUGCUCAGCGGCAUGGAUUACGACUUCGAUUACCGCGGCACCGUCAACGUGAAGGGCAAAGGUCAGAUGAAGACCUUCCUGUACCCGAAGAGCAGCGACAGCGGCCCCGUGCCUCAGUACCAGCUCUCGGUCUCGCCCGAGAUCCGAGCGCAGGUGGACGGCAGCAUCGGGCGCUCGCCCACUGACGAGAUCGCCAGCAUGGUGCCCGCGUCCAGCGCCGCGAACAGCAGCAGCACGAUGGUGCCCAGCGCCAGCACCGGCUCCUCCGCCGCGACGGGACUGAGCCGCGUGAAAGACGCCGACAGACGCCCCGUGGCGAAAUCCUCCCUCGCCAGGCGGUCCGUUUCCCACAGCGGCCUCACGUCUAUACCCGUCACGUGUCUAGAAGGGCCUCCUCCAAGCAACAAGCAGCUCAUCGUCUCUCCAUCGGUCCAGCAAGUCACGUCUCACAAUUCAACCAUCUCCCAGCAAGACAACAGAAAGGACAAUGACCGCGAUGGCGGCGGCGCUGUCGGAGAAUUAACGAGACUUUAGGAAUUCACAACAACGGCACUUUUAUUAACCCUGUACCCUUUAAGCUCUUGUUCCUGCCAGGAGACGUGUGGAUCGGCUGUACAU